This is a messenger RNA of Trichogramma pretiosum, 1191 nucleotides long. RefSeq names its product NADH-cytochrome b5 reductase-like. NCBI's taxonomy places the organism in Eukaryota, Metazoa, Arthropoda, Insecta, Hymenoptera, Trichogrammatidae. The transcript has 4 exons. Bases 178 to 1059 code for a protein of 293 amino acids. Gene Ontology annotation, molecular function: oxidoreductase activity. The record is from RefSeq and is a predicted model, not a curated record.
CGAGUUUUAAUGUUUACAGAACAUUAUGAAUCGCACGUUCUUUACUACGAUAAAAAUGCAUGAGUCGAAAUCAAUGACUCAGGCUUUUCGAAGAAUGAAUUCUGUUUCUCGUAUUUUGAUAUAAAGUUAGUUCCUAUUUAGUAAGGAAGUAUUUACCUAUUUAUUUGAAAUGUCAAUAUGACAACGCAAAGUCAUGAUAAAAUUGAAUCCGAUAGACCUCAAACACCAUCGCAAGAGGAUUGCUGCGGCAAUUCUUGUAAUCCAUGCAUUUUUGAUGUUCAUCAAAAAUUAUUGAAAGAAUGGGAGGAGAAAAAAAAUUGUAAAUUUAAUGAGCUGAGAGGAGAAAACUAUUUAUCGCUCACCAAGUACAAGAAAUUUGUUGUUAAAAGUAUAAUUGAGGCUUCAGAAAAUUGUAUUUAUCUCGAAAUUGAAUGUGUUCCAGAUGAAAGAUGCAGACUUUUUUUAACUCCAGGCCAACAUGUUAUGAUCAGAUUAAACUCGACAUCAAAGCCCUAUACUCCAAUAACUUGGAAUGACAAAAAAAUUAAAUUUUUAAUCAAACUUUAUGAAGAUGGAAUAGCUAGUAACUGUUUUAAAAAAUUAAAAAUUGAUGAAGAACUGUUUGUCAGAGGUCCAUAUGGAGAUUUUAUUUAUAAUAGAAAUAGUUAUCAAUAUGUAGUUAUGUUAAGCAUCGGAACUGGGAUUGCUGCUGUUUACCCAAUUGCUGUUUCAAUUUGUAAAGAUGAAUUAGAAGAUACCAGAGUUCAUAUGUUUAUAGGAUUUAGAUCUAUAUCUCAUGUGCCUUUAAAAGAAGAAUUGAGAACACUUACAGAUUAUUGGAAUUUUGAAUGCACACUGUGCUUAAAUGAUAAAAUGGAUGCAAGUAUAUCAGGAGUAACAGUUGUCAACAAAUACUUAAAAGAAGAUUAUAUUCAAAGUCUACUGGACUCUUAUUCCAAAGAAACAACAUUAAUAUUAAUUUGUGGAACUCCGGAAUUUAACAAAAUAACAAAAGAACUAAUGAUGAAAAGAGAAUUUAAACAUUAUGUUUUUAGUUGAUAUCUACUAAGUUUAAGUGGAUAAAUGUAAAUAAUCAAUGUAUAUUGAAUUGUUAUUAUGACUAAAAAAUCAUAGAUAUUGUAAAUACAUUUUGUUGAAAAAUAUCCAAUAAAUGAAUUUUGGAAAGUUCGA